Molecule: messenger RNA, 1265 nt
Organism: Annulohypoxylon truncatum
Lineage: Eukaryota; Fungi; Ascomycota; Sordariomycetes; Xylariales; Hypoxylaceae
Product: short chain dehydrogenase
Exons: 2
Coding region: 238-1260 (340 amino acids)
Source: RefSeq, a predicted model, not a curated record
GCGGGUGAUAUUAUUACAAGUUUUUCUUUUCCCAGAACAUCUCCAACAUCCAUAUUGGUAAGUACCUACCCACCCAAGUACCUGUCACCUGCCCACGAUCGUGUACUCUCACAGUAUGAGCUCUACUAUGCAUCUUUUGCAUUGCACCAUGGAGCAAGGCUGAGAGGACUGCUGUGGCUGUAGGUCGCUACUUGUUUAUCAGAUGAUCAUGGCCUUCUUUGUUUUUCAGUUGGAAGAAUGUACACACAAGUUACAUACGCCGCCCAUCCUACUAUGUCUAGUCCUCUGGGAUUAAGGAACCCCUUUAGCUCGCUGGUUGCUCAGCUGUCUCCUUUGGAAUAUCCGAUCGCAGACUGCGUAGGGCGCACUGUAAUUAUUACCGGAGCUAGCAGUGGUUUAGGCCUAGAGACAGCUAGGCAUUUCGUGCGCCUUAGAUCUGAGAAGGUCAUCUUGGGAUGCAGGAAUCUUGCCAAGGGCGAGAUGGCCAAGAAAGACAUCGAGUCUUCGGAGGGCCGGCCAGGCGUGGUGGAGGUUUGGGAAUUGGACCUCGGCUCAUUUGACAGCGUCAAGUCAUUCUGCUAUCGGGCAGAGGGACUUGAUCGCCUUGACAUCGUAAUCGAGAACGCUGGUCUCUCGAGUAAGAACUACGAGGUCCUCGAAGGCUACGAGCGUCAGGUCACCGUCAAUGUCAUCUCAACCUUCCUAAUGGGCGUUAUGCUUUUGCCCAAGCUAAGGAAAAGCGCAACAGAGAAUUCGUAUCCCCAUCUGGUAUUCGUCGCUUCUAAUGCGCAUUUCUACCCGACGUUCGAGGAACGCAAUGCGCCGUCAAUAUUCAACGCCUUAAAGGGGGAUGCCCAAAUGCAGUGGCGCUACCCCGUAACCAAGCUUCUGGUAGUGCUGAUCGCGCGGGAGUUGGCCCGGCAAGUUUCGCUCUCCGGGACACGGGACGUAAUCAUAAAUUUUCUAGAUACGGGGCUUUGCAAGACGAAUCUUUUCCGCGACGAGGUCUUUCCCAUGUCCUGGGCCCUCGCAAUUGCAAUGUUCUUGGUCGGACGUACGUGCGAGAUGGGAUCUCGCGUCAUCCUAUGGGCCGCGCUAGCUGGGGCAGAGACGCACGGAAAAUAUAUCGAAGACUGUCAUGUGAGCUUCGAAAGCCAGUUUGUUCGGAGCGAAGAAGGAAUGAUUUCACAGGUGAAGGCUUACACGGAGCUUCUCGCGAUACUCGAAAGCAUCCAGCCUGGCAUUACGAAAAAUGUUUAAAAAGG